This is a messenger RNA of Crotalus tigris (Tiger rattlesnake), 1818 nucleotides long. RefSeq names its product phosducin like 3 (gene PDCL3). Gene Ontology annotation, biological process: protein folding; positive regulation of gene expression; angiogenesis. The transcript has 6 exons. NCBI's taxonomy places the organism in Eukaryota, Metazoa, Chordata, Lepidosauria, Squamata, Viperidae. The record is from RefSeq and is a predicted model, not a curated record. Gene Ontology annotation, cellular component: cytoplasm. The coding region runs from base 42 to 863 and encodes 273 amino acids.
AGGAGACGUCAGGAUGGACAGUGGGCGGAUUAAUAGCACGUAUGCAACGCCCGCUUGGGUUCCUCCUACUGAUCCGGGAGGACGCGCGCGAGGUUCUCAGCUCGAUUUGCCGCUUAUCUGGGCCUUUCCCCAAAAUGCAGGAUCCUAAUGCAGAUACAGAAUGGAAUGACAUCUUGCGUAAAAAAGGCAUCCUUCCUCCCAAAGAAAAGCUGAAAGAGCAAGAGCAGGCAGAAGAAGAAAGGGAGCAGCAGAUCCUCCAGCAACAAUCAGUUGUUAAGACCUAUGAAGAUAUGACUCUGGAGGAACUUGAAGAAAAUGAAGAUGAAUUCAAUGAGGAAGAUGAACGUGCUGUAGAAAUGUACAGGCAGCAGAGAAUAACUGAAUGGAAAGCAUCUCAAGCAAAGAAUAAAUUUGGACAAGUUUUGGAGAUUUCAGGACAGGAUUAUAUUCAGGAAAUUACAAAAGCUGGCAAAAACAUCUGGGUGAUACUGCAUCUUUACAAGCAAGGUAUUCCUCUCUGUGCCUUGAUAAACCAACACUUAAGUGGACUUGCCAAGAAGUUCCAGGAUGUCAAGUUUGUCAAAGCUAUUUCUACAACUUGCAUACCCAACUAUCCUGAUAGAAACCUCCCCUCAAUCUUUGUCUACCUGGAAGGUGACAUCAAGGCCCAGUUUAUUGGGCCACUGGUAUUUGGAGGCAUGAAUUUGACAAGAGAUGAAUUAGAAUGGAAAAUUUCUGAAUCAGGUGCCAUUAAGACAGACCUGGAAGAGAACCCCAGGAAACAAAUUCAAGACCAGCUGAUGACGUCCAUCAAGUGCUCUGUUACAACAAAGAGAGAAGAAAGUGACUCAGAGGAGGAUUAAGACCCCGCGUGCAGUUCUUAGCUGUGCCCAAUUACUCAGAAUUACUCUUCAAUGAAACCAGAGGAUUUAUUGCUAUAAAAUAAUGUGUUUUAUUUCAGCCUAACGAAUAUCAGUGGUAAAAUUCUUUCUUGAAAAAGAAACUUCAUUAUUCAUACAGGAAUAAAGUAAAAGCAAUUUUUAAAGUUGACAUACCAUUGAAGUCAUUUGUGAUGGAUAUUUACUAACAAAUGUGGUAUCUGCUUGUACUUUUAUCAUUAACUGUAGUAUACUCUCCCCUCUGCUCCAGUGUCACUUUAGGGCUGGAUAAAAAUUGUAUGAUACAUUUUGGAAGAGCUAUAUUGAUGACUAGGCCUAUAUUGAUCAGAUUAACCUGACCUGUUGUAGGUUAAUUUUAACACAAAGUUAUCUAAAUCAGUGUGUUUAUCUGCAUAUUUAUUUAAAAAUCUUGAAAUUAGAUCAAGUACAGGUAGCCCUCAACUUACAACUAUUCAUUCAGUUACUGUUUGGCACUGAAAAAAGUGACUUAUGACCAGUUUUCACAUGACCAUUUGAGCAUCCCCAUGGUCAGGUGAUCAAAAUUUGGGCCCUUGACAACUGGCAUGUAUUUAUGACAGCUGCACUGUCCCAGGGUCAGGUAAUCAAUAUUUGUAAAGUUCCCAGCUAGCUUCUGACAAAGUAAAUGGGAGAAGCCAGAUUCACUUUAACAACUGCCUUAUGGAAAUUUUGUGGUUGUAAGUAGAGAACUAUCUGUAAAGGAAAUAUAGAAUAGUUUGAAAAAUGAGUUUGUUCUUCCUCUUCUGUAUACAUGAGUUAAACUUAACAUAUAACAAUUGUAACUAUACUUGAUGAGUCAUUAAAAACGCAAUGACUUUAUACUGUAGAAUACAUUAUCUCUUCAGGAUAUUUAAUAAUGGUCCAAAGAAAUGUGCAUUAAACAUUGGCUUGGAUAAUUUCA